Phyllostomus discolor (pale spear-nosed bat) is the source of this 10203-nucleotide messenger RNA. RefSeq names its product tetratricopeptide repeat, ankyrin repeat and coiled-coil containing 2 (gene TANC2). Gene Ontology annotation, cellular component: dendritic spine. Gene Ontology annotation, molecular function: protein binding. The record is from RefSeq and is a predicted model, not a curated record. Gene Ontology annotation, biological process: regulation of dendritic spine morphogenesis. The transcript has 24 exons. NCBI's taxonomy places the organism in Eukaryota, Metazoa, Chordata, Mammalia, Chiroptera, Phyllostomidae. The coding region runs from base 1722 to 7454 and encodes 1910 amino acids.
AAAUUUAUGGGGUGUGCCACAGAAUUUUAGUAAUUAGUUUAUGUGUGCCGUAAGACGAAAAAGGUUGAAAAUCACUGUCAUACAGACUUGACCUAUAUAAAUAGAUGAAUAGCACCAGUAGACCAUGUGCUUCAGAAACCACCUGAACCUUUUUUUCUGUACAAGGCAGUUCAGAGCCAUGUCUACAAUACUGCAGAGGGAAUACCUUUACUGCUAAAUGCAUACAUGAACCCUAGCUCCACUUCUCCCAUGAUUGUUUUUUCAGACUACCCUGCUGUCCACUGGAAGGGAAGGGACUCUUCUGGAUUCUUAGGAGGUGAGGAGAAACUAUGACAACAGAAAGGUUCCCUAAACCCAGGAGGGAAAGGCCUUCAGACUCAUGGGAUGGAACAGUGAUCCUGACUCACCAGUGAUUAAUAUAAGGCAUUUCCUUGAUCUUGAGUGAAGGCUAUAUGCAUUUUCAGGGAGUUAGUUUUGAACCUUUCUGCAUCUAGGAGGAAUAUGGGAGGUAGUAAUGUCUUUCUUUGAAAUUGACACCGUUGCUACUAUACUAGUCAAUUGAUAGUUCUAUAGUUUUGAUGUAUCUGAUGCUGCCAUCUGAAUGAAAAGCAUUUAAUCAGGUUUUUAAUACCUUUAAGUAUUUAAAAAUAAAUUUUCUGCUAUCUUACAUUCUAGACAGUUCCUUCUUUAUCACUGUCUAAUUUUGCCAUUUAAUCCAAUAAGUCAUGAAGAUAACACAGACACAUAUUAGCUUGCUAAGUAUUAUUAAUCUUUUUAGUUACAUUAAUAUGCAGGGUUUUUGUUAGUGACUACUUGGUUACUGUAUUUUGCAAUUUUUAUUCAUUUACAUAUGCCUGAUUUAGAAAUUCAGAAGAGGAAAAUCUGAGGAGGAAUUACUAAGAGACUAGUUUACAGCUUUAAGGCAUGAGGAGCUUACAGUUUUUAAAUAUAAAUCGUUCCCAGAAUCCAUGUCACAGCUCCUUAUAUGGUGCUGCUUUUUUUCCCCCUCAGUUGCUAUGACAACGGCAGCACUGCACCAUUCAUCAGCUCUGGACCUGGGCUGUAUUGCUAGCCUUCCGUGUUACUCCUGAAUGUUCAGAACAUCCGUGAAUCAUUCACUAUGUUAAUACUGCGCCAUUAGAAACCUCAGAACCAAUUCUUCCAGCAAUCUGCUUGAACAGAAGGGUAAACUAAACUGCGCCACGGAGAAAAAUUGUAUAAAAUAUUUCUUAUUUUCCUAAGGGAAUCAUACAAUCUAUAUUUGCUGCAGUAUUUUGAAAGGAUAAGUUUAUGUCAGGCAGUCUAAUGAAAAUAACUCAUCUGUGUAAUCUGUCUUGAAAUCAUUAGCUGUUCAAAAAAAAUAGCACAUUGCAUCUCUGGAUCCAAAAAGAAGCAGGUGAUGUUGUUAGGGGUUCUAAGCUCCUUUGGGAGUAUCACUUGUGCUUUGGGACCAUAAUCAACAUUUGCUGUAAGAAGUAUCACCUGUAACACACAGUAAGUUCUGGGCAGUGUGAAGAGCUGGCUGGAGAAGAUUCAAGUGUGGAUCAUUAUCGAUGUGUCAGAUCUGAUAACGACAUGGCCAGUGAAUAAGAAGAAGCCUUUCAGGUUUUCUGGAGAAAAGGCUAUAUAAUAUUGAUUAAUGAGGAAGAGAAACUAAAGCCUGUGAUGCUGAACAGGAACUUGGUCCCCCUCCAUCUGUAGAUGAGGCAGCAAACACACUCAUGACUCGUCUGGGUUUCCUACUUGGAGAGAAAGUCACAGAAGUUCAGCCAGGUGACCAAUACAACAUGGAAGUACAGGAUGAAAAUCAGACCUCAACGAUCACCCAACGGAUAAGUCCGUGUUCCACCCUGACUAGCAGUACUGCCUCUCCACCAGCCAGUAGCCCCUGCUCUACCCUCCCACCAGUCAGUACAAAUGCAACAGCCAAGGACUGCAGCUAUGGGGCUGUCACUAGUCCAACCUCCACCCUUGAAAGCAGAGAUAGUGGCAUCAUUGCUACGUUGACAAGCUAUUCUGAAAAUGUAGAACGCACAAAAUACGUUGGGGAAAGCAGUAAAGAAUUAGGAUCUGGAGGAAACCUAAAACCUUGGCAGUCUCAAAAAUCCAGCAUGGAUUCCUGUUUAUACCGAGUAGAUGAAAACAUGACGGCUUCCACCUAUAGUCUGAACAAGAUCCCAGAGAGGAAUUUGGAAACCGUUUUAUCGCAAUCAGUACAGUCUAUUCCUCUGUAUCUAAUGCCGCGACCAAAUUCAGUAGCAGCCACAAGUUCUGCCCACUUGGAGGACCUUGCUUACCUGGAUGAGCAGAGACAUACACCUUUGAGAACUUCUCUUCGAAUGCCAAGACAGAGCAUGAGUGGUGCUCGCACACAACAGGAUUUAAGAGUUCGCUUUGCACCUUAUAGACCUCCAGAUAUCUCCUUGAAGCCUCUGCUCUUCGAAGUGCCCAGCAUCACUACAGAGUCAGUAUUUGUUGGCCGGGAUUGGGUUUUCCAUGAAAUAGAUGCUCAACUUCAAAGUUCAAAUGCCAACGUGAACCAAGGAGUAGUGAUUGUGGGAAACAUUGGGUUUGGCAAAACUGCCAUCAUCUCCAGGCUUGUGGCCCUCAGCUGCCACGGGACACGGAUGAGACAGAUCGCCUCGGACAGCCCACAUGCCUCCCCCAAACAUGUGGAUGCCAACAGAGAGCUGCCACUCACACAGCCACCUUCAGCCCACUCAUCCAUCACCAGUGGAAGCUGUCCAGGAACUCCGGAAAUGCGCAGGCGGCAGGAGGAAGCUAUGCGGAGACUAGCCUCACAGGUGGUAGCCUAUCACUAUUGCCAAGCAGAUAAUGCCUACACCUGCCUGGUGCCAGAAUUCGUCCACAACGUUGCUGCCCUGCUCUGCCGCUCACCCCAGCUGGCGGCCUAUCGGGAGCAGCUUCUUCGGGAGCCUCACCUACAGAGCAUGCUGAGCCUUCGGUCCUGUGUUCAGGACCCCAUGGCCUCUUUCCGGAGGGGAGUCCUGGAGCCCCUGGAGAAUCUCCACAAAGAGAGAAAAAUUCCAGAUGAAGAUUUCAUCAUCUUAAUUGAUGGAUUAAAUGAAGCAGAAUUUCACAAACCGGAUUAUGGGGAUACGAUUGUAUCAUUUCUGAGUAAAAUGAUUGGAAAAUUUCCUUCCUGGCUCAAACUAAUUGUAACAGUUAGGACCAGUUUACAGGAAAUUACCAAGCUGCUGCCUUUCCAUAGGAUUUUUUUGGAUCGACUAGAAGAGAAUGAAGCCAUAGACCAGGACCUGCAGGCUUACAUCCUGCACCGGAUACACAGCAGCUCAGAGAUCCAGAAUAACAUUUCACUUAAUGGCAAAAUGGACAAUACUACAUUUGGCAAACUCAGUUCUCAUCUCAAGACCCUCAGUCAAGGGUCCUAUCUAUAUCUGAAACUCACCUUUGACCUUAUAGAGAAAGGUUAUCUAGUGUUAAAGAGUUCUAGCUACAAAGUAGUUCCUGUUUCGCUGUCUGAGGUUUAUUUACUCCAGUGCAAUAUGAAGUUCCCGACCCAGUCUUCCUUUGACCGGGUGAUGCCUCUUCUGAAUGUGGCGGUGGCCUCUCUCCACCCACUGACUGACGAACAUAUCUUCCAGGCCAUCAAUGCUGGGAGCAUUGAAGGCACGCUAGAAUGGGAGGACUUUCAGCAGAGAAUGGAGAACCUCUCCAUGUUUCUAAUCAAGCGCAGAGACAUGACUCGUAUGUUUGUACAUCCUUCUUUUCGGGAAUGGCUUAUCUGGAGAGAAGAAGGAGAGAAAACCAAAUUUCUCUGUGAUCCCAGGAGUGGUCACACAUUACUUGCCUUCUGGUUUUCCCGCCAAGAGGGAAAACUAAACCGACAGCAGACUAUUGAACUGGGACAUCACAUCCUCAAAGCACACAUUUUUAAGGGUUUGAGUAAAAAAGUUGGUGUAUCAUCUUCCAUCCUCCAGGGCCUCUGGGUCUCCUAUAGCACAGAGGGCCUCUCCAUGGCACUGGCAUCUUUACGAAAUCUCUACACUCCAAAUGUAAAGGUCAGCAGACUGCUGAUUUUGGGAGGUGCCAACAUUAAUUACCGGACAGAGGUUUUAAAUAAUGCCCCAAUCCUGUGUGUCCAGUCUCAUCUCGGUUACACAGAAAUGGUGGCCCUGCUUUUGGAGUUUGGAGCCAAUGUGGAUGCCUCUUCUGAAAGUGGCCUGACGCCUCUGGGCUACGCCGCAGCGGCGGGCUACCUGAGCAUCGUCGUGCUGCUGUGCAAGAAACGAGCCAAGGUGGAUCACUUGGAUAAGAAUGGACAAUGUGCUUUGGUCCAUGCUGCACUCCGAGGUCAUCUGGAGGUGGUCAAGUUUUUGAUUCAGUGUGACUGGACAAUGGCUGGCCAGCAGCAAGGGGUGUUUAAGAAGAGCCAUGCCAUCCAGCAGGCCCUCAUUGCUGCAGCCAGCAUGGGCUAUACCGAGAUUGUCUCCUACCUACUUGAUCUUCCAGAAAAAGAUGAAGAGGAAGUGGAGCGAGCACAGAUCAACAGCUUUGACAGUCUCUGGGGAGAGACAGCCCUGACAGCUGCGGCCGGAAGGGGCAAACUGGAGGUGUGUCGUCUGCUCUUGGAACAAGGGGCAGCAGUGGCCCAGCCAAACCGCCGAGGGGCAGUGCCUCUAUUCAGCACUGUUCGCCAGGGCCACUGGCAGAUCGUUGACCUUUUGCUCACACACGGAGCUGACGUCAACAUGGCAGACAAGCAGGGCCGGACUCCCCUGAUGAUGGCUGCUUCCGAAGGCCACCUGGGGACUGUGGAUUUUCUGCUUGCACAAGGUGCCUCCAUUGCUCUGAUGGACAAGGAAGGAUUGACAGCCCUCAGCUGGGCUUGUUUGAAGGGUCAUCUCUCUGUAGUACGUUCUCUGGUGGAUAAUGGAGCUGCCACAGACCAUGCUGACAAGAAUGGCCGCACCCCACUGGAUCUGGCAGCUUUCUAUGGUGAUGCUGAGGUGGUCCAGUUCCUGGUGGAUCAUGGGGCCAUGAUUGAGCACGUUGACUACAGUGGAAUGCGCCCAUUGGAUAGGGCAGUGGGGUGUCGGAACACUUCUGUCGUUGUCACUCUUCUGAAGAAAGGAGCCAAGAUAGGUUGUCAGACGUUACCGAGUCGCCCACGAGGUCCAGCCACAUGGGCGAUGGCCACCUCCAAACCAGACAUCAUGAUCAUCCUGUUGAGCAAGCUGAUGGAAGAGGGGGACAUGUUUUAUAAGAAAGGUAAAGUAAAGGAGGCGGCCCAGCGCUACCAGUAUGCUCUGAAGAAGUUCCCUAGAGAAGGGUUUGGUGAGGACUUGAAAACCUUCCGGGAACUGAAGGUGUCUCUUCUCCUCAACCUCUCUCGAUGUCGCAGGAAAAUGAACGAUUUUGGAAUGGCGGAGGAAUUUGCUACUAAGGCCCUGGAGCUGAAACCGAAAUCUUAUGAAGCUUACUAUGCAAGAGCAAGGGCAAAACGCAGCAGCAGACAGUUUGCAGCAGCCCUAGAGGACCUGAACGAGGCCAUCAAGCUGUGUCCAAACAACCGUGAGAUCCAGAGACUUCUGAUGCGAGUGGAGGAGGAAUGUAGACAGAUGCAGCAGCAGCAGCAGCCGCCACCGCCACAGCCACCUCAGCAGCAGCUACCAGAAGAAACAGAACCUGAACCACAGCAUGAAGAUAUAUACUCUGUGCAAGACAUAUUCGAAGAGGAGUACCUGGAACAGGAUGUUGAAAAUGUUUCCAUUGGCCUCCAGACGGAGGCACGGCCCAGUCAGGGGCUCCCGAUCAUCCAGAGCCCACCCUCCUCUCCAGCUCACCGGGACUCUGCCUACAUCUCUAGCUCGCCGCUGGGCUCUCAUCAGGUGUUUGACUUCCGGUCCAGUAGUUCUGUAGGUUCUCCCACUAGACAGGGCUAUCAAUCCACCUCACCUGCUCUUUCUCCCACUCACCAGAACUCUCAUUACAGGCCUAGUCCGCCACAUACUUCCCCAGCUCACCAGGGUGGAUCUUACCGCUUUAGCCCCCCUCCUGUGGGAGGACAGAGCAAAGAAUACCCAAGCCCUCCACCUUCCCCUCUACGCAGAGGCCCUCAGUAUCGCGCCAGCCCUCCGGCUGAGAGCAUGAGUGUCUAUAGGUCCCAGUCCGGCUCGCCCGUGCGCUACCAGCAAGAAACAAACGUGAGUCAGCUUCCCGGCAGACCAAAAUCUCCAUUAUCCAAAAUGGCCCAGCGGCCCUACCAGAUGCCUCAGCUCCCUGUGGCAGUUCCCCAGCAAGGGCUCAGGCUACAGCCUGCAAAGGCCCAGAUUGUGAGAAGCAACCAGCCCAGCUCUGCGGUUCACUCGAGCACUGUCAUCUCCACAGGGGCCUAUGGUCAAGUAGCCCACUCGAUGGCUAGUAAAUACCAGUCUUCGCAAGGAGAUAUAGGAGUAAGUCAGAGCCGGUUGGUUUAUCAAGGGUCCAUUGGGGGGAUUGUAGGGGACGGGAGACCUGUGCAGCACGUCCAGGCCAGCCUGAGUGCAGGCGCCAUCUGUCAGCAUGGAGGGUUGGCCAAAGAAGACCUUCCACAGCGACCUUCCUCGGCGUAUCGAGGUGGCAUGAGGUACAGCCAGACACCACAGAUUGGACGUAGCCAGUCAGCAUCCUAUUACCCAGUCUGUCACUCAAAACUGGAUCUGGAGCGUUCCUCCAGCCAACUAGGUUCCCCGGAUGUGUCGCAUCUAAUCAGAAGACCUAUUGGUGUCAACCCUAAUGAAAUCAAACCUCACCCACCAACUCCCAGGCCGUUGCUACACUCCCAAAGCGUAGGCCUUCGCUUCUCUCCGUCUAGCAAUAGUAUCUCAUCCACCUCCAACCUAACUCCUACCUUCCGGCCAUCCUCCUCGAUUCAACAGAUGGAGAUCCCACUAAAACCGGCAUAUGAUAGGUCAUGUGACGAACUGUCACCAGUGUCUCCCACUCAGGGAGGUUACCCCAGUGAGCCCACCCGAUCCAGGACCACACCAUUCAUGGGGAUCAUAGAUAAAACCGCCCGGACUCAACAGUACCCCCACCUCCACCAGCAGAAUCGGACCUGGGCAGUGUCAUCUGUGGAUACCGUCCUCAGCCCCACAUCUCCAGGCAACUUGCCUCAGCCUGAGUCCUUCAGCCCGCCAUCAUCCAUCAGCAACAUUGCCUUUUAUAACAAAACCAACAAUGCACAGAAUGGCCAUUUGCUGGAGGACGAUUAUUACAGCCCCCAUGGGAUGCUGGCUAACGGGUCCCGCGGGGACCUCUUAGAGAGAGUCAGCCAGGCCUCCUCAUAUCCUGAUGUGAAGGUGGCUCGGACCCUCCCCGUGGCUCAGGCGUAUCAGGACAACCUGUACAGGCAGUUGUCUCGGGACUCGCGACAAGGGCAGACAUCCCCUAUCAAACCAAAGAGACCAUUUGUGGAGUCUAAUGUUUAAAAGACGUUUGUUGGAGUGAGACCCAUCUGUUUUCACUGCAUAUUUUCAGGCUUGGUUUCCACAUUUGAGGUAGUUCUCCAGCUUAAGUUCUCAUGUAGUUUCUGUGUGGUGUUCAGAGGUGGCAGCCCACAUGCUGAAAUCCUUUGCAUGCAGCCGACUGGGAAGCUGGCCUCCCGUGAGCCAGGACUUCGGUUUACCUUGUCUGUGCCCCAGCCACAUGCUCUCUCCCUCUCUUCAGAUGCCAACGAGGAGAUUGUUGUGCCGUGUGCUUUAUCCCAGGGAGAUCAGACACACUGGUCAGCUUUUUCCAGGAGACAAUCGCUUUCACUGAUGUUCUUGUUGUGUAAAUGUCUUCCUCCUUUUUUACAGAAAUAAGAUGUCCUUGUUCAUUUUCUUCUAGGAACUUUAGAAAGAGUAUGAUGCCCCUUUGCCUUUGCAUUUGUAUCCAGUGUUAUCCAAAUAGCCAGCCCAGUGCACUCUCGUGCCGUGGCCUCCGCCCCGGACUGCCAGCUCCCUGCCGUCAGUGGGACUUGAAUGUUCAUUUAGGUUAUUGCCGGUCGUCCUGUGGGGGUAAAGGAUCAAGGAGAAAAAGAAGAAGUAAGUCUGUUAAAUUGGAAGGAAAAAUAAUAAUAUAAUUAUUUGAAAUGACACUACAUUGAUUUUCUAAGAAGCAUUUCAGGAACAUUUAAAACAACCAGCCCUUUAAAUAUUUCAGUCAGCCAAGGAAGUUGGGUGAGGAUCAUGGAUAUUUUUUAAUAAUUCACUGAAAAAUUAUUAUUUAGAUUUUUAGCUAGUAAUUAACUCCUAAAAAUUACUGAUUUUCCAUGGGUGAGAGCAGGAAUAAAUAAAAAUAUAGAAAGAGAGAAGGAAAGACUGUUCUGGGUUCUCACUGAGAGGCUAUACAAAAUCUUUGGAGAAAUAUCCCUUUUAGAUCCUGAUGUAUCACUGAGCAUCAUAUUCCACAAAAAGUAAACUCUUCCUGAAGGUUGGCUGGUGCAAUAAUCUUGUUAGUGGGAUCUUCGCCUGGAGCCAGACUUUGUGCUCCUGGCCCUCUUUUUCUAAACCCAGAAGAAAUUGGUUCUUUGAGAAGCAAACUGAAUUCUCAUGAGACUGAAAGACUUACUCCCAAAGUUCGCACCCAGGGCCAUUGCAAUCCAUGCCAGAUAUCUAAUUCCAUUUUGAGAUCUAUAGUUUUAUUAUCUAUUAUUUCUUUUUUUUUAUGUAGGAGUGUUUAGGGAGUGAUAUUUGAAAACCAGGCACCGCAAAGUAUCUCCUUUUGGGGUGAAGAAGGGCCCCUUCAGCCUGGCUGGGGACACCUGAGAGGGAAUUGCUUCCGAUGCAGUCACCCCUCACACACCUGUGUCUGUGGUCUUCUGAUAAACUGUCCUCUGGGUGACAGGCCAGCAGGAGAUGGAUGGCAAGAACACUGAAAGCCAAAGCCUUAGUACAGGCCUGGGACUGAGUGCUUAUCAGUUCUUACAGUUCAACUUACUAAACAGCUGAAACUAAAAAGAGCGUUAGUUCUCCGUUCUUAGGAAUCAUUCUGCUCUUGUUCGUAAAGGGCUACAGGAAGGGCAGUUUCCUGAAUAAAAAUCCAAAUGUGACCAGACUGUCACAGUAAGUGUCCUCUGAAAGCACUGCUCAGACGUGGGGAGCAUGAAGUUGAGAUCAGAAACACUUUACUAAUUUAGAUUCUGCCAAAUAGAUGGACCCUCCACCCCCAACCUUGCAAUAGGCCGGGACUUGUCCCUGUGCUAGAAGCAAACAGCUGGGCUAACUCACGGCCCAGCCUCUUCCUCCUCUCUCUGAUGCAGAAGGACUUCCUGCUCAACUGGAGCAGAGUGAGCAUCAGUGUCUCCUCUCUCCGUUUCAUCAAGAAGCUAAAGUGUACAGCAUUAGCACAGCCUACAGCUGGGAGCCCAGCAGCCUCUCACUCCCUCUUUGUUCAGGUCUUAACCGUGUUGGGCUUUUUGCAUCUUAGCCUUUUUUAACCACCUCUCACUGAGGAGCUGCUGCUACAUUUCGAGAAAUUUCUCAGUGUCUUAGAAAAGUGCCCCUGCUUAUUUGGAACAUGACACAUACCGCCUGUACUCGCCUAUCUCGGUGGACGAACAGGUUCUGAUGCCACUUCUCCCCAGGGUCUCCCUUUCGGUUUUCCAGGACAAAAAGGAGAUUUUAGGGUCUCUGCCUUAUUGGGCAGAACACCUAAAAUGUCAACAGAACAAAAUUCUCUUUUAACCAUUGGAAGAGGGAGUGAAUAUCACUACUGGGCGCCAGUUGUGUUUGAUGACAAAAUGCCAACUGGACCUCACUGGGGGAGGAGACGAAGUUCUUCCUUGUAAGCAGACUGCCCGUGCCCUGUUCUGCUACUUCACUGCCAUGGGAUGAUCCUAGUACUGUACUUCAGAGUUGCCCUCUCCCGGCAGCGUGUGCUGAAUCGAUGUCUGGCUUCGGGGGGGGGGGGGGGGGGGUUUCAGAUGAAAUCAGUGAGUUCCUCUCACCCAGUUCACAUGACCCUGAAAUGGAGACAGUGGUGACAAACUUCAGCUUAUAAGUUUCUCACCAAACUGUAUGUUGUGUUCCCCAAGAAUUCUUGCACUAAUGGGUUUCCAUCACAUCAUGUCUAUAAAUGGGUGCACUUUACUGUUUGAAUUUGUAACUCUAAUACUGGAUAUUUAAGUGUAAGUAAUGUCUUCAUUAGAAAAUAGCAAAACCGCUCUUGUCUCUUAGUGUGUUUUUCAAGAAAAAA